Messenger RNA from Sphenostylis stenocarpa, 930 nucleotides. The record is from the annotation of a GenBank genome assembly. NCBI's taxonomy places the organism in Eukaryota, Viridiplantae, Streptophyta, Magnoliopsida, Fabales, Fabaceae.
AUGCGAUGUGAUCGUGGUCCAGCAGUUGUGGUAGAACCAAAUCCUCUAUUCACUCCGAUUUCAUUUCCGAUGGAGUUGGCACAACUAGAAGCAUUGUGUGAGAGGCUGUACAAUUCGCAGGACUCGGUAGAACGCGCUCACGCGGAGAACACACUAAAAUGCUUCUCCAUGAACACUGAAUACAUUUCUCAAUGCCAAUACAUUCUUGAUCAUGCCUUGACACCCUAUGCAUUGAUGCUGGCUAGUUCCAGUUUGUUGAAACAAGUCACCGAACACAGCCUUGCCUUGAAGCUUCGCCUUGAUAUAUGGACGUACCUUAUAAACUAUCUAGCGACCAGAGGACCUGAGUUACAGCCAUUUGUGACUGCUUCUUUGAUCCAACUUUUGUGUCGAGUCACAAAGUUCGGAUGGUUUGAUGAUGACCGAUUCCGGGACCUGGUCAAAGAAUCCAUGAACUUCUUGAGUCAGGCGACGCCAGGUCAUUAUGCCAUUGGUUUGAGGAUCCUCAGUCAGCUUAUCUCCGAGAUGAAUCAGGCUAAUGCCGGUAUGCCUGCUACAAAUCAUCGAAGGGUUGCUUGCUCCUUUAGGGACCAAUAUCUUUUUCAGAUAUUCCAGAUAUCUUUGACAUCAUUGGGUCAGCUGAAAAAUGAUGUUCUGAAUCAAUUGCAAGAAUUGGCACUUGCUCUUUCCUUGAAAUGUUUAUCAUUUGAUUUUGUGGGGACUUCUGUUGAUGAAAGUUCAGAUGAGUUUGGCACGGUUCAGAUUCCAUCCCCUUGGAAGCCUGUUUUGGAGGAUUCUUCAACACUACAAAUAUUUUUUGAUUACUAUGCCAUUACAAAGCCCCCUCUUUCAAAGGAGGCUAUCAAUUUGAGUUUUGUAAUUAAUGACGAGAAAGCCUUUAGAAUGGAAAAAGUGUUGGCCAAAGCAUGA